CUCUCUCCCCUGCACACUGCCAGCCCCCUCCCUCUCUCUCCGUAUCCCCACCUCUUUCUCUGUCUUUCUCUCCUAUCCUAACCAACAUGGCCGCUAAGUCGGAUGGAGCAGCGGUGUCUGUGGAAGAUGACAACACGCCCAGGAGCCUCUCGGAGCCGGGGAACCCCGCCGCCCGGCCCCGCUGCAGCGCCGCCGGCGGGAAACCCUACACCCUGCUGGACUGCUGCUGGGUGCUCUGCGCCCUGCUCGUCUUUUUCUCCGACGGCGCGACCGACCUGUGGCUGGCCGCCGACUACUACCUGAGAGGUGACUACUGGUGGUUCGGCUUGACGCUCGUCUUCGUCGUGGUGCCCUCCGCUGUGGUCCAGGUAUUGAGUUUCAGGUGGUUCGUGUACGACUACUCGGAUAUGAGCGGCGGGGACGGAGCAGCGAGCGGCAGCGGGACCGACGCGGCGGCGGCAGGCGCGGCAGGCGAAGCAGCCACGGCGGGCGACAGCACUUUAAGCACCAAGGACAGCGACCAGCGCGGUGGGAGCGCGGCGGCGGGGAACGCCGCGAAUGCUACCCCGGUUUACACAUCCUCUGCCCCGCCUGCGACGGCAGGGAGAGUCGGGGGCCCCCCGAGGUGCUGCACCGUCUGCAUGUGGGUCUUUCAAACCGUGCUUCACGUCCUGCAGCUGGGGCAAGUCUGGAGGUACAUCCACGCCCUCUACCUGGGCGCCCAGAGCCGUUGGCACAGCAACGGGCCCAGCCGCCACUUCCACUGGCGGCUAAUGUUUGAGAGCGCCGACAUCACCAUGCUGCGCCUCCUGGAGGCCUUCCUGAAGUCGGCUCCGCAGCUCGUCCUCCAGCUGAGCAUCAUGAUCCACGGAAACACCGUCCUCCCUCUGCAAGGCCUCUCGGCCUCGGCCUCUCUGGUCUCUCUGGCCUGGAUGAUCGCCUCCUACCAGAAGGUUCUCCGGGACUCCCGCGACGACAAGCUGCCCAUGUCCUACAAGGCCGUGAUCACCCAAAUGCUGUGGCACUUCUUCACCAUCGGGGCGAGGACAGUGGCCUUCGCCCUCUUCGCAUCCGUCUUCCAGCUCUACUUCGGCAUUUUCAUCGUCAGCCACUGGUGUGUCAUGACCUUCUGGAUCAUCCAAGGUGAGACUGACUUCUGCAUGUCCAAGUGGGAGGAGAUCAUCUACAACAUGGUGGUGGGCAUCAUCUACAUCUUCUGCUGGUUUAAUGUCAAGGAGGGGCCCAGCCGCUUCCGUAUGACCGUCUACUACUCUGUGACGCUGGCUGAGAACGUGGCACUGACUGCCGCCUGGUACACGUACCGCGGCCCCCACACCUCUGACUCCUACGCCCUGGUGGUGGUAUGCCUGGUGGCCUGCAGCUUUGCCCUGGGAACCUUCUUCAUGUUGGUGUACUACUGCUGGCUGCACCCCGAUGGGCCCGUUCUGGGCUCACAGUGGGGAGGGUGUGUGGAUGAGGGCGCGGUGGGUGCGGGAGGGGUAGCAGGAGUGAUUGAUGCUUGUCUCACCCCAUCCCAAGGGUCCCAAACAGACAUGGUCAUUACCAGCCCUCCAAGGACUCUCCCCAGGACUAAAGACACAGGGGAGCCGGUUCCCGGAGAGCGCGACAAGGACAGGGACAGAGACAGUUGCCUGCCUGUCUUCCAGGUACGCCCCUCUCCGUCAUCCUCUCCUGCACUUCUUCACAGGACCUCCUCACAAUGCCGGGCACAGGAGGGCCCCGUGAUCCGGAUCGACCUACCGAGGAAGCGCUACCCGGCCUGGGAUGCGCACUUUAUCGAUCGGCGCCUCCGCAAGACCAUUCUGCUUCUGGAGACCACCUCAGCCAUCAGCCCGAGGAUACAGUACAGGAGUAGCAUGAUGGGCAGCAAAGAGGUUUUAGAAUAUGAGACAACUGUCUAAGCCAACAGGGGCUCUUAAACUUAAAAGUGCAGUCUGGGACCAAGGCUGAGCCUGAGAUCAGUUCUCAUCCCAGGACUACCUUCACCAGGAGAAGCAUGGAGAGAAGACACAGAGUGUCAGGCAGCUCCUUUUUUCUAAAAGAGGUUGUCAAAACUUGAUUGUAAAAUGUGAAGCGCAAUCUGGGACCAAAGCUCUCCCCUUAGGGCGCAGUUCGGGAGUACGUAGCAUGAAUGAGCCGUGGGAAGUGAAAGAAGUAACACUGAACUGGGAUAAUCUUCGUCUUUUCUAAAAGCUUGGAGGUGAGAAAUUUAAUCUCUCAUCCUGGGACCAAGGAGUGUUAGAUUUAGUUUCAUCCUGCAUGGUCAGAACAAGAAGUAAAAGGAUUUUAGAGCAACAAAGUUGCGCAGUUUGAGAUAAUUGAGAAACAGUCUGCUGCAUGAACUUGAGCCUUGGACCCCGGAGACUCAACAGAGACUUACCAGGGAACUUUUAGAGAGACUGGAGUUUGUACGGGACAUGCAAUCAUUUGGUUUGGUAGCAAAUUAGACACUGACAGAAAAUGGGGACUCACUAGCUCAUAAAUAUUGCUUUAGUGAUUUGCAGGGCAAAAGACGUCCAGACAUCUAGGUUAAAACUGAGCUAAAUUUGGUUGAAAAGAUGUGUCUAGGUUUUUAGAGAUCUAGGUUACAUAUAAUAGGUUAGACAUGUUUCAACAGCACUUACAUUUGUGUAUUUCAGUGAAGCAGGACACAACUACAGGAUGAAAUAUAUUAAAACUGUGAAUGAAACAAUGGUUAUUUUUAGCUUAGACGUCUCACUUUUUAGCCACAUUUAGCCCAGUUUUAACCAAAACGUCUAGAUUUCUUUUUACCUCUAAUUCUUUGCAAACUGAGUAUACUGCAUAUUGUAGUAAACUCAGUGACUUAACAGAGUAUACAUACAGUAAAUAGGAAUUCAUUUGUUUUAGCAAAGAAACAGAGAGGAUGCAUUUUUCUUUUUCCCAUACCACCAUGCUUCCAAAAGGUUGCAUGUCCCUCACAAACUUUGGUAACCGUCCUUUAAGCAUUCUGUCCGUGGUGUCUAAAGAGAAAUGUUGUCUCGUUCAUUUGGCUCCAGUCUCAUGGGAGCACGAGGAUCCAUCAGAAGUAGGCUCACAAGUCCACAUGGUUUCUGAAAUGUAAGCCUGAGAUACAAGUGAAAACAGUCACCCAUUCAUAUGUGAUACAGAAACAGCCAUAGCAAAAGUCCCGCUGUUUACAUCCCAGCUGCUCUGUCACCCCCCCCCCCCCCCCCCAACCUGAGAAAGGACUUGUUUGGAUCAAAUCAAUCAGGACAGGAUGUAAGGUGGACGACUUCUGCGAUGGCUACCACCAUAUGGCAUGCCGUGAUUCACCACAAACAGGCCUGUGAUGUACAGUCGAAUAAAUACAGAUGUCAGUUAUAAGCUAUUAUAAUAAGCUGUAGUUAGGUGAUGAAUGACUUUUGGAUGAAAAAGCUUCAUUUACUUGGGAGAGUCUAAAUGUUGUCCACUUUUCUUGGAAUACAUACAAUGUAGGGGUAUGAAGGGUAUCAUGAACAACCUCAUUAUGCUAUGAAAACAUUUUCCAAUGUUUGGUUUUUGGGGAGAACAUCAGCUGAUGACAAACGUCUCUUAACCAUGUCAACAGACUUUGAAUCCUCGAGCAGUUUGUUGGAAUGUGAAAACACUAGCGCUCAUCCAGUAAACAGUUAAUACACAUAACAAUAUGUGCUCAAAGCAAAUUGCUAACAAAAAUUCUGAGAUGCAAAGCACCAGGAUUGUUUUUGCAGGCUAGCUAGUUAGCAAUAGCUGCUGUUUCUUGUUUCAGAUGGGAAGUUGACGUGGGUUUUAGGGCUGGGUAUUGUUUUAAAAAAUGUCAGUACCAGUAUCAAUACCUGUAUCCUUAAAGUGAUACCAAUACUGAUAUCGAUAGAGUACUUCAUUCAAUACCCAAAAUGUGAAAUGAGCAGUGUGCAGUAUCGCCAUACUUUAGAAUGUUUUGGUUGCAUCUCGGCACGCUGAGCUGCCAACGCCGUCAGUACACCACGCUUGACUGCACACAACAGACUGUAUGGAUUGUAGCUGCUGCUGCAGGAGUGUGAGCUCCAAGGUGGGGACAGAGAGUCUGACUGCACCCUCACAGUGACAGGGUUAUCUGUUAGCAUCACAUAACUGAUGUUACCUGACAGGUUUAAUUACCAAGUUGAGCCAUUUUGGCAUUGGUGCGAGUUUGUUGGGACCGUUAAACAGCUUGGUGUUGCAUUUUAGCUGCUGCUGCUAUUUUAGCUCGUACUGAGCUCCAGAGAUGGCAGCAACAGAAAGUUUGCUGAUCUGGAGGAGAGCCGGAACGUUCGGGAGUCAGAACCCCUGCGUGAAAAGGAUCAGAAGGAGGUGUUGUGUGAGUAAAGACAUCUUGAUACUACUAGGCACUGGGUUACUGUAAUACCAGUGGAAAUACCUGUACCCUUAAAGUGCUACCGAUAUCGAUAGAGUACUUCAGUCAAUACCCAUAAUGUGAAAGGAGUGGUGUGCAGCAUAGCCAUACUGUAGAAUGUUUUGGUGGCAUUUCGACACGCUGAACUGCCAACUCCGUCAAUACACCACGCUCAACUUCAUCACACUGCAGACUGUAUGGGCUGUGGCUGCUGCUGCUGCAGGAGUGUGAGUUCCAAGCUGGGGACAAAGACUUCACUCGUACACUCACAGUGACAGGGCUAUCUGUUAGCAUCACAUAGCUGAUGUUACCCAACAGGUUUAACUACAGAUUGGAGCUGUUUAAGCAUUGGUGUGAGUUUGUUGGGACCGUUAAAUGGAUCAAUGGUGCAUUUUAGCCGCUGCUGCUGUUUUAGCUCAUGCCUAGUUUCGGGGAGAAACUGAAAGUUUGCUGAUCCAGGGUGGUUCCUGGCACAAAAAGGAUCAAACGCAGGUAUUGUUUGACUAAAGACAACUUGAUACUACUUGGUACUGGGUUAUUUCUGUUAAUAACUCAAAUGUAUGGAGCACCGAUACCCAGCCCUAAUGGAUUUACUUUUUGAAAGAUAAUGUUGUUUACAAAAUGAAACCAUGUACAGGCCUUUAAAGAGCUCUAAAGAGUUAGGUUUGGACUAAUAAGUGACAUCAUCAGUCAACUGAAGGGAAAAAAUGAAUUUGUCAGAUGAGAAAUCCUCUUUGCUCCUUUUAUGCUGCUGUUGUGAUGCCCUGAAGCAAGGAGCUACAACAUGAACAAAUUCAGUGAAGCUGAUUGGCAACCGACUUCAGAGGUCGAAGUUUAAACACGGCAGCUCCCAGGUGUGAAUGUGUUACUAUCAAUUAGAAGCAGCUGGAUGCUGAGAGAGUCGAGUGUGGUCAGCAGCAGUACCUGAAGGAAGAGCAGUUAAAAAAAACACUUGCAUCAAAGCUAACUUCUGUCCUCUCUCAUAUUACACAACAGAUUUCUCUUCAGCAGUCUCUCUUUGAAGUUCUUCUCAAAGACUUUUUUUUUCUUUAAAAGCCUUUAGGGUUAGUCUGUGCAUUUAAGGUGACUUGUGAUUUGUUAUGAAGUGGGAAUUCUUUAAGUCCAUCCCAGAAACAUUUAAACCAAUGUUGUGAUUGUUUUAGAUAAAGGCAGCAAGAGGGUGUUAGUAAUAUUUAGCAAUUCAUUCAAAAGCAUUUCUCUGAAAAACAUUACAUUCCCUAUGUGACACUGAUGCAUCUCAAAAAGCAUGCUCAUCAAAACUCAUUGAAUAUUAAGAUACUUUAAAGGCUCCCAGAUUAUUAAACAGUUUAACUGUUUUUUUUUUUUGUUUUUUGUUUUUUAGCCUUAGUAGCUGUUAUCCCAAGAUUUUUACAUAACAACCCAACAAGCAUUUAGAGGAUGCCAGUGUUCAGGGGGUCACCAAUUCAUGCUUCACUGACACGAGCACAAAAACCAAAAUGUUAUGGCACAGUAAAAACUGCUAUUAACUUGCGUCAAAGAUAACGACAAGCUUGGAUAACAAAAAAAUGAAAUCUGAACUUUAAUUUUCACUUACCCUUUUUAAAACUGGUGCAGGCUGUUGUAUUAACAUCCAAAUUUAACAUCAAAAUGUUUAUAGUGUAAAAACUGAGAAUAUCUACUUAACAAGUGUUUCAUCCAGAGAAAGCUGUUCAUCAUGUAUGAACCUGUUUACCUUCUCCACCAUGACAGACAAUAAGAAGGAAACAUUUACUGUGGAUUGGAGCAAUGUAAUGUUUACUUUUUUGGGUAGUAAAGUCUUCAAAAUUCAAGAAGUUCCCUCCUGCUGCCACCUGGGGCCAACAGAUUUGUUUUUGCAGUAUCCAGCGCAGGUUUAAAGCCCCACUCCAGUGUAUUUUAGCAUUUUAUAUUUCAUUUUUUUCUUGAGAAUGUUGAUUAGCCAUACUGUUUGCAAAACAUUUUUUGACAAAUAACUUAAUGAUGCGCACAAAGAUUAGAAAGUUGAUGCUAAAAAUGGGAAGAUGAUGAUGGACUAUAGAAAAGGCUGCAGGUUAUACAUCAUCCUCCAAGCUCGCACAGCUGCACUGUCAUGCAUCUUUGCAUCUGAGUGGCAAACUGAUAGCCAACUAAUCAUUGACAUGGGCACGAACCCACCAAGCCAAAAAAAAUCAAGUCAGCAAGCUAACCGAUUAGCACAAAGCACGCCCACUGAGCUGAUGAACGAUAGCUGAUUUGACACUAAAAUUGUAAAGGUACUUUUGGGACAGCUAUUUGCGUUUAAAUGACUGUGGCAUAACAAAGUAAUUUAUGUGUUUUUAUAUUGUUAGAAAAGCUAAGAGAGCUUGUGGAUUUUAGCAAACUCGCUGCUCAGCUGCUUGCCAAUCUUGAUCGUGCACAUCUCCAGCUGGUGGCGGGUGAACAUGAACUAGAUUACUUAAAAGAACCAGUCUUCUCAUCACUGGUGCACCGCGCUGGCUCUGCAGGUUGAGAAGCCAUAGAGGCAUCGGCACUGUCUCUCAAAAUGCAAGCAAUUGGUUCAAGUGCAUAUGGUCUGAUCUCUUUGGUGUCCUCGUUUUCAGGGGAAGAAGGUGAAGAAAAAUGCCUCACCUCAGAACUUAUGUUACAGUGACUGCUAUUGCCAUCCAUGCUAAUACCCAUGCUGAAACAUAUUAGCAUUUGUUCAAGGCAAUCUGGUAAUGGAUUACAUCGGACUAGUUACCAAACCCCUAUUCUCUGUUGGAGAUAGAAUGUUAACCAAAAGACAGUAAGUAACACUGGCUGGAGUGGGGCUUUAAUUAUCACUGUAUGCUGACGAUGCAUGUGUAUAUUCUGAGGUGCUGAAUGGACUUACAACAAAAGUAUUUCCAAACUUGUGUACUUUAGGUCUAUUGGUAGAGCAAGUCACUAAGAGCAGUUUAUAUACUUGCUUUUUAACAAUGCAUUCAUUGAGAUAAGUGGCUGUGAUGGAAGCAUCUUUGUUCAUAUAUUUUCCUACAUACUUUGAGUCUGCCUGGAGGAUUAUAAAGUGUGUCUGCUAGGUGGCAGAUCAGAGUCAAAUCAUCCCUGGCUGACAUCAGAAUAUCCUCCUUGAGAACAUCCAAUUUUUGAAACUAAAAAUUUGUGACAUUCAAGGGCACUACUCAAUGGUUAAUAUUCUAUUAGUUUGCUUUCAAAAUCUUCCACCAUUGUUGCCAUCGUUUGUUCAAAGUCUGUUGCCCUGCACACAGUGUUUAUGUUUCUAAUUGCAUCUCGCAGAUGACUUGUUAUUUUCAGAUGGUGUGAAAAACCAAUACUUAGAAGGAUCACUGGAUACACUGUGUGGACCUCAUGCACACACAUAAUUGUUAAAAGCAAGUAUAUAAGCGCUCUGAUCCUCACAGGGUCUCUGGUUGUAUUCCUAACGUAGGCGCCAAGGACAAAAAAAUGUCCAUAUAAGCUCUCUCCAGACAUAUGUGUGUCUCCUCUGCAGGGAAACUGUUGUGUAAUUUUAACUCUGGUAGGUUGAAAUGGAAAAGUCAAAAAUCAGGAUUACAAAUUAAAAAUGAAUCUUGGAACUAACUUGGUGAUAAUAGUUGUAUUAUCCUGGCAGUGUUGUGUCCUACCUGAACUUGUAGAUGUUGGUACAGUGGUGACAGUCACUGCAAUGUUAAUGGUGCUGAAAACAACGACUCUAUGUCAACAAUGAUAAUGUCAUGUCGAACAUGAUAAUGUACAGAUAAUGCAUAUGUCAACCACCCAAUCGUGGGUCGAGGGCGAGGCUUCGCUUUCUCUGAUUGGGUAAUGGGUCAGUCCUUUGUCGUUGAGGUAAAAUAACAGUUACAAGUGGUGCGCUGGUUAUAUAUCAACUUGAACAAAAACAUGUUAAAAAGUAAACAGUGAGUUUAAAAACUCAAAUCAUCUUUUAUUAAUUGAUGCAAGUAUUUAUGUUUAUUUAUUUUUGUAUUUGUUUUAUAUCUAUUUAUCUAUUGUUUACUCACUCGGUGGCCAUGUCUUUGGUAUGACUCUUAUAUUAAGAUGUAAAAACUGAAAAUAGAUUUUUUUUUACUCAUUCUAUAUAUCUGUAUAUACCAGAGUGGCGCUAUACUAGGACGUGUAUGUAUGAGUAUGUGUGCUUUGGUUUGUAUGUAUGUAUCGUAUGUACAGUAUGUAUGUAAGGAUGUGCUCUAAGUUCUUUUGAUAAUGCUGCUUAAACAUCCUCUGAGUGAACGAGCAGAAAAAUAUACCAGUGGUGAAAAUAUCUAUGAUGCUGUUAAAAAAAAAAGAAAAAAAAAAGAGCUCAACAAGCUGUGUUGAUAACUGUAGAUGGGAACAAUACUGUAGUAAACAUGGCUGAACAGCCGUCCA
Molecule: messenger RNA, 8719 nt
Organism: Epinephelus lanceolatus (giant grouper)
Lineage: Eukaryota; Metazoa; Chordata; Actinopteri; Perciformes; Serranidae
Gene: xkr7b
Product: XK, Kell blood group complex subunit-related family, member 7b
Biological process (GO): phosphatidylserine exposure on apoptotic cell surface; apoptotic process involved in development; engulfment of apoptotic cell
Cellular component (GO): plasma membrane
Source: RefSeq, a predicted model, not a curated record